GGCAGUUAAUAAAAGGCCACCCACUCCAGGACCCCAAAUUGCAGCUUACACCUCACCCACAGCUGUGGCCUCACUCUCGCCCUCUACCACAGCCAUGGCUCAGUCACUGGCUCUGAGCCUCCUUUUCCUGGUCCUGGCCUUCUGCAUCCCCUGGACCCAAGGCAGUGAUGGAGGGGCACAGGACUGUUGCCUCAAGUACAGUGUAAGGAAGAUUCCUGACACGCUUGUCCGCAGCUACCGAAAGCAGGAGCCAAGCUUGGGCUGCCCCAUCCCGGCUAUCCUGUUCUCACCUCGGAAGCGCUCUCAGGCAGAGCUAUGUGCAGACCCUAAGGAGGCCUGGGUGCAGAGGUUGAUGCAGCGUCUGGACACAUCACCAGCCCCACGGAAACCAGCCCAACGCUGUAAGAAGGACAAGCCUGGCAAGAAGAGAAAGGGCUCCAAAGGCUGUAAGAGCCCCUCUUCUCCCUUUCCAGGACUGAAGAGCCACAGACCACCCAAAAGCCAUAGCCCAGUGACCAGCCUGGAGCUCAGGGGGUCCCCAUCAGCCGCACCAGGGUUUGGAGCCCCUAUCCCAGGGGCAAGAAGCGGGCUAGAAGACAGGGAGGACUCAGGGGCCCCAGAGCAGUCCUUCUACCCCCAUGCUGGCCUUGCCUCAUCCCUUCUGCUGCAACUAUCCCUUCCGUAUUUCUAGCCCCCGCUGCAUGGCUGAGCUGCCAUGAGAGGCCCAGAGAGGCAGAGGAGGGAGUGUGAGAGGAGGCAGCAGGACUGUCCCCUCUGAAGAAAGGUCACCCAGGACCCUGGACCUGACCCCCCUGCUCCCCACUGCACCCCACCUCUUCCUUGUAAAUAUCAUUUAUAUGUAACUGAAUAAACGGCUGUUCUGGCUUCCCACCCA
This is a messenger RNA of Myotis lucifugus (little brown bat), 895 nucleotides long. RefSeq names its product C-C motif chemokine 21-like. The transcript has 4 exons. The coding region runs from base 95 to 691 and encodes 198 amino acids. Gene Ontology annotation, cellular component: extracellular region. The record is from RefSeq and is a predicted model, not a curated record. Gene Ontology annotation, molecular function: chemokine activity; CCR chemokine receptor binding. Gene Ontology annotation, biological process: cellular response to interleukin-1; cellular response to type II interferon; G protein-coupled receptor signaling pathway. NCBI's taxonomy places the organism in Eukaryota, Metazoa, Chordata, Mammalia, Chiroptera, Vespertilionidae.